UCAAAGGCACCGGCUCCGCUUAACCCUCGGGUACAGGCCAAGCCCAAGUCCAAGAUCUCUGCAUCACGAAAACUGUCUCUUAAGAUCCUCCUGCUUCAAAGAGCCAUGGAGGAUCUGGAACAGGAGACGAUUAAUCGUGAUGAAGAGAAAGUGAGAUACCUGGGCGAGAAGCUUCCACCCCUUCAUUUAUCUGGUCUCUCAGUGGAGGAGCUACAAACACUGUGCCGGCAACUUCAUUCCAAAAUCGACGUAGUGGACGAGGAGAGAUACGACUUUGAGCAUAAAGUGGUUAAAAACAACAAAGAUAUCCAUGAGUUGAAGCUCAAGGUGCAAGAUUUAGGUGGCAAGUUUAAGAAGCCGGCCCUGAGGAAGGUCCGUGUGUCUGCUGAUGAGAUGAUGAGGGCUCUGCUGGGCUCCAAACACAAGGGCUCCAUGGACCUCAGGGCCAACCUCAAAUCUGUGAAGAAAGAGGACAUUAAACAAGAGAAGGUUAUAUCAUCAGAGGUGGGCGACUGGCGUAAAAAUGUCGAGGCUAUGUCAGGCAUGGAGGGCAGGAAGAAAAUGUUCGAUGCUGCUGGUGGCGGACAGUGAGCGGAUUGUAUAUGUGUUUAUAAUUGUGUAAAUGUUUCGCGGAUUUGUUAAUGUAUUAGAAACGAGGGCAUAGUGAAGGAAAAAGACUUAAUUUAACUGAAUGUAAAAAGAAAUAGUGAGAGAAGAUGUUUAAUGUUACUGUAAGGCACGCUUUAUAUCCAUUUUAGGUCAUUAAAAUUUUGGUGAUGCUACAA
Molecule: messenger RNA, 785 nt
Organism: Misgurnus anguillicaudatus (oriental weatherfish)
Lineage: Eukaryota; Metazoa; Chordata; Actinopteri; Cypriniformes; Cobitidae
Gene: tnni1c
Product: troponin I, skeletal, slow c
Biological process (GO): skeletal muscle contraction; cardiac muscle contraction
Cellular component (GO): troponin complex
Source: RefSeq, a predicted model, not a curated record